Molecule: messenger RNA, 561 nt
Organism: Micropterus dolomieu (smallmouth bass)
Lineage: Eukaryota; Metazoa; Chordata; Actinopteri; Centrarchiformes; Centrarchidae
Product: coagulation factor XIII B chain-like
Exons: 6
Coding region: 8-484 (158 amino acids)
Source: RefSeq, a predicted model, not a curated record
UGACAAAAUGAACAUGAGAUAUCUAUUAGUUCUUCUGAUUUGGUUUCCAGGAGUGCUUCAUGGAUCUUCUGCCACCUCUGGCUCAGAUGACAGAGACAGUCAACCUGCAUUCAUGUCAAUCGACCACUGUGGAGAACACCCAAACGUUCCAAACGGUGAUGUUGUACAAGUGAAUCGAAUGUUUUUGAAAUACCAAUGUAAUGCCUUUUACACACGAGUCGGUUCAGACACCGUGACGUGUUACAGUGAUGGCAGUUGGUCAAACCUUCCCAUCUGCAAAGAGGCAUUCUGUGUCGUGGAUCAUACUAGAUAUCGUUGGUACAACUUUCAGCUAUCUGGAGUUGAAUAUAUCAAGGAAGGAGAGAAAAAGACAUUUCCAUGCACUUCUUCUAAUUGGAGCAGGGUUUUUCAGUGCAUUGAAGGAAGAAUACAUUAUACAAACUGUUGUCAUUAUUAUGACAUUCAACGGGGAGUCUGCCAGUAAAGCACAAGAGAAGAACAACUGCUGGGCUGACAACAAAAGCCAAGUUGGAAACUUUUGAAAUACCUCCACCAUAAAAC